AUCAGUAAACGGGCAUAUAUAUCAUACAUCUAAGUCAAUAUGUCAAGACCUGAACAACUUGCUCCUCCAGAAGUGUUCUAUAAUGAUACCGAAUCAUAUAAAUAUACUUCAUCUACUCGUGUUCAACAUAUUCAAGCUAAGAUGACCUUACGAGCAUUAGAUUUAUUAAAUUUGAAUAAAGAUCAACCUCAUUUUUUACUUGAUUUAGGAUGUGGAUCAGGGUUAUCAGGAGAAAUAUUAACUGAAGAAGGUUAUAAUUGGAUAGGAAUGGAUAUUUCACCAAGUAUGUUGGCUACAGGAUUAGAUCGUGAAGUUGAUGGAGAUUUAUUUUUAAGUGAUUUAGGAAAUGGUGUUCCAUUCAGAGCUGGUACUUUUGAUGCAGCUAUUUCAAUUUCAGCUAUUCAAUGGUUAUGUAAUGCUGAUACUGCCAAUGUUGAUCCUAAAAAGAGAUUAUUAACAUUUUUUAAUACUUUAUAUUCAUCUUUAAGAAGAGGUGGGAAAUUUGUUGCUCAAUUUUAUCCUAUGAAUGAUACUCAAACUGAAUCAAUAUUAAAUGCUGCUAAAAUUGCUGGUUUUGGAGGUGGUUUAGUUAUUGAUGAACCAGAAUCUAAAAGACAUAAGAAAUAUUAUUUAGUAUUAACUGCUGGUUUAUCUGAAAGAUCAAUUAAUUUAGUUGGUGCUGAAAUGGAUGCUCCAGAAAUUAAGAAAAGACUUAAUAAAAAGCAAAUGAGAAAGAUUGAAACAGCAAAGGAAUUUGUAUCUAGAAAGAAAGAAACUAUGAGAAGAAGAGGUAAACAUGUAGCAGCUGAUUCUAAAUUCUCAGCUAGAAAGAGACGUCCUAGAUUCUAAUUGUAAUUCUAAUACUAAUUCUAAUUCUAUUAAUAUAGUAAUUCUACUAUUCUGCAUAAUUUUCAUACUAUUAAGGUUCUUCUAUUUGUAUAUUAUAUUAUAUUAUAUUUUAAUUUAUUUGGUUAUUUAUUUCUA
Messenger RNA from Scheffersomyces amazonensis, 984 nucleotides. RefSeq names its product 18S rRNA (guanine1575-N7)-methyltransferase (gene BUD23). Gene Ontology annotation, cellular component: nucleolus. The transcript has a single exon. The coding region runs from base 40 to 849 and encodes 269 amino acids. Gene Ontology annotation, molecular function: rRNA (guanine) methyltransferase activity. Gene Ontology annotation, biological process: rRNA (guanine-N7)-methylation. NCBI's taxonomy places the organism in Eukaryota, Fungi, Ascomycota, Pichiomycetes, Serinales, Debaryomycetaceae. The record is from RefSeq and is a predicted model, not a curated record.